Molecule: messenger RNA, 993 nt
Organism: Myripristis murdjan (pinecone soldierfish)
Lineage: Eukaryota; Metazoa; Chordata; Actinopteri; Holocentriformes; Holocentridae
Gene: calhm3
Product: calcium homeostasis modulator 3
Exons: 4
Coding region: 1-993 (330 amino acids)
Cellular component (GO): plasma membrane
Molecular function (GO): monoatomic cation channel activity
Source: RefSeq, a predicted model, not a curated record
AUGGAGCGUCUGAAGUUAGUCCUGCAGUACUUUCAAUCCAACUCUGAGUCCAUUUCAAAUGGGAUCUGUAUCAUACUGGCCUUGGUCAGUGUCAAGCUGUACACCAGUUUUGACUUCAACUGCCCCUGCCUUCCUCAAUAUAACAAACUCUAUUCUUUGGGGGUGAUGAUCGUCCCGCCCAUAAUACUGUUCUUCCUGGGGGUCCUGGUCAAUCGACAUACAGGUGUCAUGAUGGAUGAGUGGAUGAGACCCAUUGGGGAGCGGUCUAAAAAUCCUGCCGUGGUGAAGUACCUGUUCUCUGCCAUGAUUCAGAGGGCACUGCUGGCACCAAUGGUGUGGAUUCUGGUCACUUUGCUGGAUGGAAAGAUCUUCAUCUGUGCCUUCAGUAUAAGUGUAGACCCUAAACCCUUCACAGGUAUGCCCAACAAUACAGGACUGGAUCUGAUCAGGAUCAUGGCUAAAGUGCCCUGUAAAGAAGACAGCAUCUUCAGGAAUAGCUCUUUCCGCAAAGCAGUUUCUCGUUACAUCCGCUGCUAUUCGCAAGCUGUUGGCUGGUCCAUCCUACUCCUUCUGAUUCUGCUUGGAGCACUGGGACGCCUCAUCAAGCCCUGUUUCGAUGACCACGCCACCUUCCUGCAGACACGCUACUGGAGCAACUACCUUGACGUGGAGCAGAAGCUCUUUGACGAAACCUGUGUCUUGCAUGCCCGCGACUUUGCCCGUAAAUGCGUGGUGCAGUUUUUCGAGGACAUGAGGGAGGACACCAUACUCCGUCUUCCACACCCGCCCAGCAUCAGAUGCUACAGGGAGGAGGAGGAAGAUGAAGAGGAGGAGAGACUUCACGGGAUAACCAAGCAAGAGCAGGUGGAUCAGCUGUUGAACAAGUGGUAUUAUGCUAAGCCAGAGUUAGAUGUCACCAGGAUAGCUUACAGACCCAGGGCAUGCGUUACCUGGGAGGACCAGGACGGGAAGACCCUCUAUUCUGACGUCUAG